UCUUUCUCCUCAUUUGCUUCAAUCGUUAUAAAACUCCUGCCUUUAUUUUGAUUCGCACACUAAUCUUCGCCUGCUUAGUGGGAACUUCGAUUUCCGAUUAUUCGUCCUCAGAAUCUCCGAUUGGACCUUUCCUUUUAAGCUGCUUCAAAAAUCUCGUCGGACAAAAUCUCUUUGUAUUUUACGGGGAGAGGUGAAUCGAGUACGACUAGUGGGAGUGUUUCUGUCGUUUAAUCAGAAGCCCUUUUUUGUUUUGUCGUUUGAUUCGUCUUUGUGGUGCCCUGAGUAAAGAAGAGAUGUCGGGGACUGGAUUUCAUUUGAAUCAGCUGCAGAGAGCUAAGAGCGACGUCUCUUAUGGCAGAUCGAUUCACACUCUGGAACAAGAGAACUUGUCUGCAUUCAAGAAACUCCAUGCUUCUGCCGCUUCGUCGUCAAGUAAUGUGGAACGGUUUUUGGCGUCGGUCACACCAUCUGUCCCCGCCCAUUGUUUAUCUAAGACGACAGUUAGGGAAAGAAGAGGCAGUGAUGUUGAGUUGCAGCCAUACUUUGUUCUUGGUGAUGUAUGGGACUCUUUUGCAGAGUGGAGUGCGUACGGCACUGGAGUUCCUCUUACAUUGAAUAACUACAGUAAAGAUCGAGUCUUUCAAUACUACGUGCCAUCGCUCUCGGCCAUUCAAAUCUAUGCUGAUUCUGAUGCCUUGAGCUCCUCUCUUCAAACAAGGGUACCAGGUGAGGAGAGCGACAGCGAUUUCAAAGAUUCAAGCAGUGAAGGAAGCAGCAGUGAAUCCGAAAGAGGACUCUGUUAUCCAAAGGAGCACAUCUCUGCUCAAAUGAACCAACUCUCAUUAAGAAAGCAGCAUCAGGAGGACUCGUCUAGUGAUGAUGGCGAGCCUUUAAGCUCUCAAUCUCGUUUGAUAUUUGAAUAUCUUGAACGAGAUCUUCCUUACAUCCGUGAACCCUUUGCCGACAAGAUGUCUGACCUUGCCUCUAGAUUUCCGGAGCUGAAAACGCUGAGAAGCUGUGAUUUACUACCUGCAAGCUGGUUUUCUGUGGCAUGGUACCCAAUUUACAAAAUACCCACAGGACGGACGCUCAAGGAUCUGGAUGCUUGUUUCUUGACCUAUCAUUCCCUUCACACACCCUCUCAAGGUUCAGGCGUUACAACACAGUCUAUGUGUGAGGUGCAGCCAAGCGAGAGUGUUGAGAAGACGGCGCUGCCAGUAUUUGGCCUUGCCUCAUACAAGUUGAGAGGUUCUGUAUGGACAAGCAUCAAGGGCUCUGGACACCAGCUAGUCAACUCCCUCUUCCAAGCCGCAGACAACUGGUUGCGGUUGCAUCAAGUCAGCCAUCCUGAUUUCAUCUUCUUCUGCCGCCAAUGAUGAUAUGAUUAUACGAUGAUGACGAAAAAAGAUUUAGGAAGUCACUUAAAAGGAAACUCUUUAUAAUUACUGUCCUGAGGAAACCCAUAUAUACAUACAUAUAAGGAGCUUCUGUAUGUGUUGGGUUUGUUGUGAACCCUGCUCAAGUAGUAAUGUACACUGAAUGCUAAUUUUCUUUUCUUUUUAUUUGUAACAUGUUUAAGCAAUAAAAGCUAGUAGUUGA
Eutrema salsugineum is the source of this 1599-nucleotide messenger RNA. RefSeq lists its product as uncharacterized. Bases 294 to 1376 code for a protein of 360 amino acids. NCBI's taxonomy places the organism in Eukaryota, Viridiplantae, Streptophyta, Magnoliopsida, Brassicales, Brassicaceae. The record is from RefSeq and is a predicted model, not a curated record. The transcript has 6 exons.